Molecule: messenger RNA, 1706 nt
Organism: Rana temporaria (common frog)
Lineage: Eukaryota; Metazoa; Chordata; Amphibia; Anura; Ranidae
Gene: HDGFL3
Product: HDGF like 3
Exons: 8
Coding region: 336-1007 (223 amino acids)
Biological process (GO): regulation of transcription by RNA polymerase II
Cellular component (GO): nucleus
Molecular function (GO): double-stranded DNA binding; transcription coregulator activity
Source: RefSeq, a predicted model, not a curated record
AGCUGGAUAGUUAGUGUGCGGUCCCCGCCCGCACCGGUGUAGGAGAAGUCCUGUGUUGUUCCUCGCAGCGCCAUAGAGCUGGCUGUCGGUGUGACGGGAGAAGGCGGGGAAGGAGAAGAAGGGGUUUGGUCGGUACUGUGAGUGGAGGAAGGGCCUACGGUGGAGGAGACCUCCUGCUUCGUGUACACGGGGGGCUCUACUGAGGGGAGUUCAUCCGCUGAGGGGCCUGUGUGGUACCCCCGUCCUCCUCCUCCUCCUCCUCCUCCUUCAUCUCCAUCACCAUAGCGGCUGCCGCAGGGCGGAAGGUUGGUGUGUCAGGGCUGGACGAGGACACAAUGGCUCGGCCCAGGCCCCGGGACUACAAGGCGGGAGAGCUGGUCUUCGCCAAGAUGAAAGGUUACCCGCACUGGCCGGCCCGGAUUGAUGAACUACCGGAAGGAGCUGUGAAACCACCAGCAAAUAAAUUUCCAAUCUUCUUUUUUGGCACUCAUGAGACUGCAUUUUUGGGCCCAAAAGAUCUGUUCCCAUACAAGGAAUUUAAGGACAAGUUUGGGAAGUCAAACAAAAGGAAAGGAUUCAAUGAAGGAUUGUGGGAAAUAGAGAACAACCCCGGAGUAAAAUUUACUGGGUAUCAAAUGCAUCUGAAGGCAAUGCAGCAACAAAGCUCCUCAGAAACUGAAGGGGAAGGAGGCAAUGCUGCUGAUGGCAGCAGUGAAGAGGAAGAAGGAGAUCAGGUAGAAGAGGAUGGAAAAGGCAAGAGGAAGAAUGAGAAAGCAGUUUCCAAGCGGAAGAAGUCCUACUCAUCAAAGAAACCGUCAAAGCUUUCUCGGAAAUCUUCGGGAGAUGAGGGAGAAAAAGACAGUAAAGAUGAAGAAAAUAAGAGCGGAUCAGAAGCUGGUGAUGUGGACAAUGACAAGAGAAAUGCCUCAGAGGUGCAGAAAAGCAGCGCAGGGAAUGUUUAUGCAAGAGGGGCCCGUAAGAAAGGCACAGAUGCUAAAGAGAAAUAAUAAAUCUUAGUGGCACACAUGCAAGAUUUGACUUAAGAAAGUACAGAUUACCACGGGAAGCGGUCCAUAUUUUGCUGUACUCCACACAUUUAAUUGUUGCCAUCAAGAGAUUGUCAGUUUGUAUACAUAAUAUCAUGUUCUAUUUGUUGUGUUUGCUGGCAUAAAAAGAGUAUAAGCUCUGGGGGGCAGCCUAUCAUUUUACAUUAUUCUGUUGCAUGAAGUUGCCAUCCAAACAGAUUUCACAGCCUUCAAUGUGCGCACUUACUUUUCCAACCCUUCAAACAUUUAACUGCAGAUUUGUUUUUCAUACCAAUGGACUUGGUUUAUCUUUACUACAUUGACUGUAUGGCAAAGCAUCCAAUAUUUAUAAAGUGUCCACAUUAUAACAAGCUAAAGCAGUGAUUGCUGAUGCUCGGAUCACACAGUCUGAUAUGUGCUGAGCUUCAUUGCCCCUUUGUAAUCAUUUAAUAGCCUAAAAAUGCCUAAUGCCACAACUUCAGUCUGAAUAUCCAACAAAUGUCUCACUUGACUAGAAUAGAUUAGGAGAUUGCUCAGCCAGUUAAGACCACUUUCACACUGAGGCGCUUUUCACGCUAAAAAAAAGCACCUUAAAAGCUUACAAAAACGUAUUUCCAUUAAAAUCAAUGAAUGCUUUCACACUGGGGCAGUGCACUGACAGAGCAGUGAAAAAACACCCCU